GCUGCCAAAGGUGGCUUCCUGGAGAUCUUGAUGGUGCUGUCUGCCUACAAGGGGGAUAUUGGGAUCAUUGCCAUGGAUGGUAACACAGCCCUUCACCAUGCUGCUGGUGGGGGGUUUGCUGAUUGCUGCAAAUUUCUUGGACAAAGAGGUUGUAAUCCCAACUGGAAAAAUAUAAAAGCUCUGACUCCCAAAGCUGUGGCCAAAGAGGGUGGAUUCAAGUCUGCCAUGAAGGAGCUGAGCAAAGCGAUGCGUCUCUUCAAAAAAUAUUCCAAGCCAGGAGUUAAAAAUCCCAACCCACCUUGGGCCAUAACACUGCAUGACUGGUCAUUUGAAAACCAGGCAGUCCUUCGAGAAUCAUUUGCUGCGUUGGAUAAGGGGGAUGGCAUUAUUUCCAGGGAGGAAUUUGCUGCAGUUCUCUUGGAGAAGGGAGCCCCAGUGACCACAGAAGAACUGGACAAUGUUAUUCAUCUGCAUGAGAAAGGACGUGGAGGAGACAUCAGUGCUGAAGAGUUUCUAAAAGGGUCAAAGUAUCUACAGAAAGCUUUUCUUCUCUCCUCUUAUGGACCUAAAAAAAAGAAAGGAAAGAAAGGGAAAAAGGGGAAGAAAGGGAAGAAAACACUUCCUGUGCCAAUAUGUACAAUGCCAAGUCAUCUCAUUUCACGUCGGGAAGAUGGUGGCCCUCCCAACUUUAUGAUUGAAACAUUUCAUAAUCUAACUGACCUUAAUCGAUUUGAUUGUGACCACCCACCACAAAACCCCCUGACAGAUGACACUGGGUGGUAUGUGGAUGAGCUAGAAAAGGUGUACACGAAUAUAAACUUUGCCACCAAGGCUGGAGACCUGGAGUCUUUGAAAAAGGCUUUUGAAGAAGGAGUACCUGUGGAUGUGAAAGACGUUUUUUUUUUUAAAACACCUUUGAUUUCUGCGUGUGCUUAUGGAAACAUGAACAUUGUGAAAUUCCUCCUAGAAAAAGGUGCUGAUGUCAAUGCAAGUGAUAACUUCAUGUGGACUCCAUUGCACCAUGCGUGUCAUGCAGGCCAGCAAGACAUAGUGGAAUUGUUAAUUAAACACGGAGCGAAGAUAGAUGCAGUGGCCCUCAAUGGAUCCACUCCACUGAUGAGAGCUGUGGAAAGUGGCAGCUUAGACUGUGCUCAGUUUGUAAUUACAUGUGGAGCUAAAGUGCAAAUAGUGAACAAGAAAGGACAAAAUGUUCUUGAUGUUGCAAAAGCCUAUGCUGACUACAGAUUGAUUGACUUGAUUCAAACCAAACUGGACAGUUUACCAAAACCAAAAGAGAAAAAGAGCAGCAAGGGGAAAGGCAAAAUGGAAGGAAAAUCAAGAGCGGUGUCUAAACCCCAGACCCCUGCAAUUGUAGUUCCGCCACCUGUUAAGCAAGAGAUAUCAAAGCCUAUAGAACUGGUUCAUUCUGAAAGGGAGAAGAAGGGUACUAUUGCUCAACUGAACCACCUAAUAACAAUGGGAGAAACAAAGAAAGUCGACAUCACAUUUGUGCCUAAAACAGUUUGGGUCUCAGAGCCCAGCACAGCGGACCUCAUGAAAAAAAGAGAACACCUACGUGAACGCUUCACGUAUGAAGUAGACUUUGAAAACUUCAAGAUGCCAUUUAAUAAGAAUCUAGCGGAGAAAUCCUUG
Staurois parvus is the source of this 1653-nucleotide messenger RNA. The record is from the annotation of a GenBank genome assembly. NCBI's taxonomy places the organism in Eukaryota, Metazoa, Chordata, Amphibia, Anura, Ranidae.